AAAACAGGAACGUACCAGAGUGCAGCGGUGUCGCAGUCGGACCGUUCCGGGUGAAUAAGUGGGUGAAAGGUCCUAGUCAGGAGUGACAGCAGCACACAAACACACCUCACAGAGACACCGCCGACCAGUCUGUUGUGUUUCAGCAAACAUGUCCAAACAGCAGCCGAUCAGUCCGAUGAAGAACUUCUUCGCAGGAGGAUUUGGAGGCGUUUGCCUCGUCUUUGCUGGACAUCCACUCGACACCAUUAAGGUGCGUUUACAGACUCAGCCCAAACCGAAACCUGGAGAAAGCCUUUUGUAUGCUGGAACCAUCGAUUGUCUUAAGAAGACCUUAGCCAAAGAGGGUAUGAAAGGACUCUAUAAAGGCAUGGCGGCCCCGCUCAUUGGAGUUACACCCAUGUUUGCUGUUUGUUUCUUUGGAUUUGGAAUGGGCAAGAAAAUGCAACAGAAAACCCCUGACGAGAUCCUUACGUAUCCACAGCUUUUUGCUGCAGGGAUGUUGUCUGGUGUGUUCACCACAGGCAUCAUGGCUCCUGGAGAGCGCAUCAAAUGCCUCCUACAGAUCCAGGCAUCAACAGGAGAGGUGAAGUAUGCAGGGCCCAUGGACUGUGUCAAACAGCUGUACAGAGAGUUUGGGAUUAGAGGAAUCUACAAAGGCACCGCGCUGACUCUCAUGAGAGAUGUUCCAGCCAGUGGGAUGUACUUCACUUCCUAUGAGUGGUUAAAGAACGUCCUCACACCAGCAGGAAAAAGCCACAACGAGCUCAGCAUUCCCAGUGUGCUGUUUGCUGGAGGGAUGGCUGGGAUCUUUAACUGGGCAGUCGCAAUUCCAGCCGAUGUACUCAAGUCUCGUUUCCAAACUGCUCCUGAAGGAAAGUAUCCCAAUGGAUUUCGGGACGUUCUGCGGGAGCUGAUCAGAGAGGAGGGCGUCGGCUCGCUGUAUAAAGGCUUCAACGCCGUCAUGCUUAGAGCUUUUCCUGCAAACGCAGCUUGUUUCUUAGGAUUUGAAUUUGCAAUGAAGUUCCUGAACUGGAUGGUACCGGACCUGUGAGGAGGUUUCAGCAUCACCUCGAAUGUGAAUCCCAGGAACACAAUGCAAUUAUUAGACACACACACACACACACACACACACACGCAGUAAAUCACAAAGAGAUUUUAACAGUGUUACAACAAUGUGCUUGAUUAUCUUUGAAACUUCGUAGUACUGUAGAGUGUGGAUCAUUCGGACUUGCGGAGGAAGCAGAGCAGAGAUGUUGUGAUGACUUGGUACCGGUACACAAACAAACACACACAGUUGAAUGUUCCUUUUUUUUGUUUUACUUGUUUUCUUUAUAUUGUGUUUUUAUAUAAGAAAAGAAGUGAAGUAAACAUGCCGUGCCUUACCUUUGUUAUCUGCGAGCAGAUGUACAUAUCAGGGAAAAGGUGAUUUAUGUUUUACUGCGUUUGAUUAUUCUCUCGGCAAUACACAUCUUUCAAACUGUCUGCUUCCUGUGAGGUCAGUGGCCACCAAUGCUGUCUGUCUAUGUUCAUGAGAAAUUAUGAGAGUGGUAAUAACAAGUUGUAUUGAACAUGACAUGAAUGUCAAAAUGUAAAGAAAUUAAAAAACAGAAUCCAUAUUUAGAAAUGC
Cyclopterus lumpus (lumpfish) is the source of this 1627-nucleotide messenger RNA. It is a transcript of the gene slc25a20, whose product is annotated as solute carrier family 25 member 20. Gene Ontology annotation, cellular component: mitochondrial envelope. The transcript has 10 exons. Gene Ontology annotation, biological process: carnitine transmembrane transport; mitochondrial transport. NCBI's taxonomy places the organism in Eukaryota, Metazoa, Chordata, Actinopteri, Perciformes, Cyclopteridae. The coding region runs from base 149 to 1051 and encodes 300 amino acids. Gene Ontology annotation, molecular function: O-acyl-L-carnitine transmembrane transporter activity. The record is from RefSeq and is a predicted model, not a curated record.